AGUGACAGCAGGGACGCCCAAAAAUGGCAAAGAUAUAGAAAAUGUUAUUAAUUAAAUUGAAUUUUGUGAUUUUAAUAUUUUUAAUAGAUGAAUUUUAAAAUCGAAUGAUGAUCAGUGAAAUAUUGUUUCUUUUCUAAAUAUUAUUUAUCACCGUAUUUAAUUUGCUGGUUUACAGCUUCUAAUCUACUAUAUUGUUGUGUGUUGUUGUGGUGUGGUUCUGAAAAGUGAAAAGAUGUCCAAGAAAAAUAUAGACAGUUUUCAAACAAAAAUAACACGAAACGAUCGUUUCGCACAGAUGUCCUAUCAAGAAAAACUAAUAGAACAGAAGAAAAGGGAAAUUCAGGCAAAACUUGAUGCCAAAGAGAAAACAAAAGUUGAUGCAAGUAAAGUAAAAAUAGAUCCACCUGCAAAAUCAAGCUCAAAGAGUGAUAUAGAACUCAAGAAUAAUAAUGCAUUUUCCAAUGAUGGUUCAUUUCUUGAUCAAUUCAAACAGUUGAAGGAAACGAAAAAAACAGACUCAAAGCCCAGAUCCUUCAAUAGAUCAAAAGACCGUUUCAGUGAUGACAGAAACAAACCAAAUAACAGAUGGGGCCCAAGAAAAAGAUCUCCUUCACCAAAAGACUCGCAUCCCAAACGUGUCUCACGCUUUUCCAAUGAAAAAAUGUCAAACUUUGAACCCAAAAUAACAAUAAGCACUUCAUUCAGCAACUCUUUAGUACAUCAAAAACCACCUCCACCUCCACCUGCUACCCCUAUUCCCCCCACCACUAACACACCAAACAUGACCAGUCAAACACUGUUGAAAGAUAUACCUCUCAAAACCUUACAGCUGAAUACAGCUCCUCAAAUCCACAAUGUACAACCCUUGGAAAACAUCAGCUCCAACACCAACCAGACAUUCAUCCCCACUCCCAUAUUCACCACUGUGAACCUACCCCUAGUAGCCCCAGUACCCCCUCCACCAGUGGAACUAGCCAAAAUACCCCCACCUAACCCCAUACAAGUAAGAAACAUUCCACCACCAGAGCCCUUGAAUGCAUUAACAAUCCCCCAACCUGCUCCCAUGCAAGUACAGAACAUCCCCACCCCAACUGCCCUGCAGCUGAACCAGAUCCCCAACCCCAAACCCCUGGAUUUGAUGGCCAUUCCCACCCCCAAUGAAAACAUCUCAGAUCCUGAAUUCCUGAAAAACAUCCCACCCCCAAACAGGUCUGUACCACCACCACAAAUGCCGGAAUCCCAGCCGUCUCAAAUGGACUUCCCCCCCACACCCACUCAAAUGGAGUUCCCCCCCAAACAGCCUCAAAUAGACUUCCCCCCCAAACCCACUGAAAUAGACUUUCCCCCCAUGGUAUCCAGCCCUUCCAACAUCCCUAGAAGUACCAUACCCUCCCUGAUGUCCAAACCCAUUUUGCCGCCACCUGGUAUGAGUCUCAACAUCAAUAUGAACUGCCCACCCCCCAUGUUGAAUUUUGGGGGACAGGGAACGGGAAAUUUGGGGCAACUGCCCAGCAUGAAUGUGCCACCUCCAGCUGCUAGUCUUCCAAUGGCAGAUAACAGAUACGGAGAUAUGGAUGCAGUUUUCCAUGCAGGUACAGCGGAAUUCGAGUCGAUGACGUCACUGGGACGCAUGGUGGCCGAGUGCGGAAACAGCAUCGAAGACAUCGUCCGACAGCGAAAAAAACAAGAUCCCCAUCUGUGGUUCCUAUUUCAUAAAGAGUCCGCGGCGUAUCGGCAGUACAGGCGGCUAAUAGAGCAAUUCAAGGCGGAAAAGGAGCCUCCUCAAGGAGAUGUAAAACCAAAAGUGGAGAAGGAUUUCGAACUGUACGAGCCUGAAAUGGCCUUGGAUGAUACCUACGAGGAGGAGAAUAAUUACGGGGAUGAAAAAGUUCCGGUUAAGUCGGAAGAAGAGGAGGCUGCUGAGAAAAAAAGAAUGCGGAAGAGUCGUUGGGGAGGAAAAAAAUUCGAUAUACCCCCACCAUCGGUAUUGAUGUAUAAUACGGCCGCACCUCAGAUUGGCAAUCCAUCUAUUUUGCCUAUGACACCACAAAUAAGUCAAAAUCAGGCACCAGUACAACUUUCAAAAGUGGGACGUACCGACCCCGGUUUAUUGCAGUACGCUAUAAACACUUACGGUACCCCGAAUUUAUCCGAAGAAGAUUGGAAGAAAAUCGAAGACCACUACAAAAUCAACUUGCUCUACCAGGAUAUGGUGAGAAAAAGAGAAGAAGUGGAGCGAUUGCAAAUGGCGGGCAAGCAUAAAUACGAGUACGAUUCCGAUGAGGACGUAGAAGGGGGUACUUGGGAGCACAAAGCUAGGGAUAAGGAAAUGAUGGCCACCGAGCUGUGGGCCCAAGAACUAAACAGACAGGCCGAAGGAAAACACCACAUAGGCGAUUUUCUGCCUCCCGACGAACUCAAACGUUUCAUGGAAAAAUCCACGGCGGUCAAAGAGGGCCGCGAACCUAACCUCUCCGACUACAAAGAAUUCAAAAUCAAAGAGGACAACGUCGGCUUCCGGAUGCUCCAGAAACUGGGAUGGUCAGAGGGGGAAGGUUUAGGAAGUGGGGGAAUGGGGAUCGUCGAGCCUGUCAAUAAGGCACCGCCUAGAGAGAACACCCAAGGGCUGGGUUUGAACUUCAAUCAACCGGAAGAAGAUGAGGAUGAGUACGAAUCGUACCGCAAGAGAAUGAUGCUGGCUUACAGAUUCAGACCGAAUCCGUUGAAUAACCCGCGCAGACCGUACUAUUAGAGGAAAUUUACCAAAGUGUCAUGUCAAUAGUUAUGUAUAAUAGUGUAAAUAGAAUAAAAUAAUAUUAAGUAAGGUC
Phaedon cochleariae (mustard beetle) is the source of this 2828-nucleotide messenger RNA. The record is from the annotation of a GenBank genome assembly. NCBI's taxonomy places the organism in Eukaryota, Metazoa, Arthropoda, Insecta, Coleoptera, Chrysomelidae.